Tigriopus californicus is the source of this 898-nucleotide messenger RNA. RefSeq names its product large ribosomal subunit protein uL6-like (gene RpL9). Bases 207 to 779 code for a protein of 190 amino acids. Gene Ontology annotation, molecular function: structural constituent of ribosome; rRNA binding. The record is from RefSeq and is a predicted model, not a curated record. Gene Ontology annotation, biological process: cytoplasmic translation. Lineage: Eukaryota; Metazoa; Arthropoda; Copepoda; Harpacticoida; Harpacticidae. Gene Ontology annotation, cellular component: ribosome; cytosolic large ribosomal subunit. The transcript is spliced from 3 exons.
GUAAGAAACCAUCACUCGUUCUUUCUAUUCAUUCUGUCUCACUGACAUACGCUCUCUUUUUCUUCUCCCUCACCAUGUUCGAUUGUCGUUUAGAUUGUUUUAUUUAUUUUUCUUUCGCUUCAACAGCUUCCUUUUCCGUCAAACCUUUGAGCUAGGUCCCCAAUCACAUUUUGUGAUUACCCGUUUAUGCGAGAGACUCAAGCAAGAUGAAGGUGGUGAAUACGCAUCAACACGUCAAGGUGCCCGAUGAGGUGGACGUGACGGUCAAGAGCCGCGUGGUGACCGUCAAGGGCGCUCGGGGUACACUGACCAAGUCGUUCCGUCAUUUGGCCGUGGACAUCUUCAUGCCUACGAAGAAGACGGUGCGCGUGGAGAAGUGGUUUGGCAAGCGCAAGGAGUUGGCCGCCGUGAGGACCGUGUGUUCGCACAUCACUAACCUCAUCAAUGGCGUCACAUCCGGCUACAAAUACAAGAUGCGUGCCGUGUAUGCCCAUUUCCCCAUUAAUUGUUCCAUCACCGAAGGUGGCACCCUCAUCGAGGUGCGAAAUUUCUUGGGUGAGAAGUUCAUCCGUCGUGUGCGCAUGGCCGAUGGCGUCAAGUGCGAGAACAGCAAGGACCAGAAGGACGAGCUCAUCGUGACCGGCAACAGCAUCGAGGCCGUCUCGCAAUCCGCUGCCCUCAUCCAACAGUCCACAACCGUCAAGAACAAGGACAUCCGAAAGUUCUUAGACGGCCUUUACGUCUCCGAGAAGACCACGGUCGUCAAGCCCGAGGAUUAGACAAAAUCGGAAGGAAGACCUCUGGGGGUCUGGUGUGUUGGUAUGAAACUAAAGUUAGCGCUGUUCAAAUGCCAUCCGAUCGAUCACAGCUCGAACCCUAAUAAAAACUUUAAGCCCAA